Elephantulus edwardii (Cape elephant shrew) is the source of this 936-nucleotide messenger RNA. Its product is annotated as olfactory receptor 9Q1-like. Gene Ontology annotation, cellular component: membrane. The coding region runs from base 1 to 936 and encodes 311 amino acids. Gene Ontology annotation, biological process: sensory perception of smell; G protein-coupled receptor signaling pathway. Gene Ontology annotation, molecular function: olfactory receptor activity; odorant binding; G protein-coupled receptor activity. Lineage: Eukaryota; Metazoa; Chordata; Mammalia; Macroscelidea; Macroscelididae. The transcript has a single exon. The record is from RefSeq and is a predicted model, not a curated record.
AUGGCAAAGAAGAACCUCUCCUUAGUGAAUGAAUUCCUCCUCAUCGCAUUCACAGAGUGUCCUGAAAGGGAACUCCCUCUCUUCCUUCUCUUUCUGUUUAUCUAUCUCAUCACCUUGUUGGGGAACUUGGGGAUGAUCACCCUGAUUCGCAUGGAUCGUCGACUUCAUACCCCAAUGUACUUCUUUCUGAGUCAUCUCUCUUUCAUGGACAUCUGUUAUUCAUCUGUCACUGUUCCUCAGAUGCUGGCCGUGUUGUUGGAACACGGGGCACUUUUGUCCCUCACACGCUGUGCUGCCCAGUUCUUCCUGUUCACAUUCUUUGGCUCCAUUGACUGCUACCUCCUGGCCCUCAUGGCCUAUGACCGCUACGUGGCUGUGUGUCAACCCUUGCUUUAUGCCACCAUCAUGACGCAGAAGAUCUGUCUGGGUUUUGUGGCCGGGGCUUACAUUGCUGGUCUCCUCAGUGCUUUCGUGCGCACUGUCUCAGCUUUCUCUCUCUCCUUCUGUGGAACCAACGAGAUUGACUUCAUUUUUUGUGACCUUCCACCUCUCUUAAAACUGACCUGUGGGGACAGCUACACUCAAGAAGUGGUAAUUAUUGUGUUUGCCAUUUUUGUCAUCCCUGCUUGCAUGGCGAUGAUCUUGGUGUCCUAUUUGUUCAUCAUAGUGGCCAUUAUGAAGAUCCCCUCAGCUGGUGGUCAGCUCAAAACCUUCUCCACCUGUGCUUCUCACCUCACCACAGUCUCCCUCUUCUUUGGCACGCUCAUCUUCAUGUAUCUGAGAGACAACUCUAACCAGUCCUCAGAAGAGGACCGAGUGGUGUCUGUGUUCUACACAACAGUGAUCCCUAUGUUGAACCCCUUUAUCUACAGCCUGAGGAACAAGGAAGUCAAGGAGGCCCUGAAGAAAAUCACCAGUAGAGUCAAGUCGUCUUAA